AUGCGGCGGCCGAACCGGAUGGAGGCGGAGUUGAGGCGAUGCGACAGCGAGAUGAUGCAGCGUGGCAGGAGCCCGAGGGACGGAAGCCAAAGCUGCAGUCAGAAGCGGUCGCGCAUCGAAGGAGUCCACCAGGAGCCUAUUGAAGAAAGUGCUGUCAACUUAUGGAACUGGACUGUGAUGAGGAAAAUGGGCCCCACUAUCAGUGAUCUGCAAAGAAUUAAGUUGCGCCAUAUUGCCUGCAAACUGAUGAUGUUUUGUGAAGUAAGCGAUCCACCUGAGGAGAUGGUGCGGAGGCAAAUUUUGAUGGCCAUGAAGACCGGAAAGGGGUGGGUAGAUGUAGGAAACCUUACCCUUGCUAAUGAAUUUCUUGAGAUUGCCAUGAAUAGUCUGGAGAAGUUGUACGCUCAGCUAACCAAAAGAAGCACCAGUGAAGCAGAUACUCAUAUACACAAAGCUGAUGUCGAAAAAGAUGUAUUCAGAGUUCUCUCUUAUCAGGCUGAAUCUGCAGUGGCUGAAGGAGAUUUUCAGAAAGCAGUCACAUGUGUGCAGCGCUGCAAGGACAUUCUGAUGAGGCUGCCCAAAGAGAGCUGUUACCUGUCCCUCCUGUGCUAUAACUUUGGAGUGGAAACUUACGAAUUGAAGGGAUAUGAACAGAGUUCGUUUUGGCUCAGCCAGAGCUAUGAAAUUGGGAAGAUGGAUAAAACAUAUUCACCUGGACAAGAAAUGCUGGCCAGAGUGCUGCGGUUACUAGCUACUGUCUAUUUGGAGUGGGACUAUAAAGAGUAUCAAGACAAAGCUAUCAGGGCUAUCACCAUGGCUAAUGAGGAGAAUUUGCAUCCCGCCGGUGAUUCAAUUAACUUCACUGAUUCCUCCUGUCCAGCUGUUACUGAACUCCUGCACCAUAAGUUUUCUCUGGAUAUCUUCCUGGACACAACAAAGCUUCUUCUGGAGCAUGAGAGAGAGGCCAUUGGUUUCAACUUUCUUAAGUCAGUCACUCAGCUGUUUGAAGGAUCCCCAGAUGUUGGCAAAGCCAUUCUUCUUCACAUCGAACUCUUAUUACAGAGAAUGAAAGAACCACUUGCCAAGAAAAUGAUUGAAGACAUCACUGCAAGUCACAAUACAAGAAAACAGCUGACCCCUGAAAUACUGAACCAUUUGCACCAUGUUCUAUGGGACAGAGCUGCCAAGAACUAUGAGAUGAAAAGGUACUCUGAGGCCCUGUCAUGGUACAAGUACUCCCUCAGCUUCUAUUCCACUGGGCAGAUAGAUCAGAAUCUGGCAAAGCUGCAAAGGAAUAUGGCUGCUUGCUAUCUUCAUCUGGAGCAGUUUGAAAAGGCUCAUGAGUCAGUGAAGGAGGCAGAGAGGUGUGACCCAAAUAGCAUCUUUACUCAGUUCUAUGUGUAUAAAAUAGCAGUCUUAGAGAAGAAGUCACAGAAAGCUUUUGAUGCCAUUGUAGCGAUGGGGAAGUCAGCAGUGCAGCUGGAUACACUAUUAACAGAUGGCGUCAUGGCUACCAGCCUUCUAAGUUUAACAGCCCAGAUUGCCUUGGAGAAUGAGCAACAGUCUGUGGCUAUUAAAGCCUUGGAGUUGUUAUCUCAGCUCCUGCAAGACAAUCAGCAAGCACUUACUGCUUUAAAAUGUUUGAUUCGACUUGUGUUGUCCAAGAUCACAGUGAAAUCUCAGGAGGAGAUAACGAACGAUAUGGAAACCCUUCUGACAUAUUUGACUGCAGCUCUCCAGAGACUUGACGCACCAAUUAGAGAAGAAAGCAAGACACUGGACACAGGAGUCAGUGAAGCUCACUGGUUCAGGAAGAUAGCUUGGAACUUGGCUGUCCAAUGUGAGAAUUGCCCAAGAGCUAUGAGAGAUUUCUUUGUAAUCUCAUUCAAGUUCUCCCAGUUCUGUCCACCUGAUAAAGCUGUCCUGCUUGCCCAGAGAACCUGCCUGCUCAUGGCUGCUGCCGUUGAUCUGGACAUGGGCCGCAACAAUUUGUUGCCUACAGAUCAGCAGACUGAAUUGCUAACUCAGGCUCUUAAACACAUCCAGUCGUGCAGGGAGAUCUGGAAGGUUCUGAAGCAAACAGGUGAUUUCCCCAAAGAUCGAACAGACACACUGCUGCUGCUUUAUGAAUUUGAAGCCCGAGCCAAGCUGAAUGAUCUGUCAAUAGGCAGCUUGCUGGAUAAGGUUUGGGAGCUUCCAGAAGUAGAUAUCAAGACAUUAGAAACCAUUGCAUCACUGGCCAUGGAGUCACCUGCUCACUAUCCCUCCGUGUGUAAAAGGGCCCUUAAGAUGGUUUUGACUCUUCUCAGGAAACAGGAACCCACUGAUAUAGUCACAUUCAGCAAAUGUCUGCACAGCUUGGUCUGCCUUUCACUUCCGUCGGGCAUAACAGAAGCAGAUACAUACGUGCUGGAGGAGGCAUGGGGCUACUUUGAAGAUGCUCUGAGGAUUCUGGGCAAUACAGUGUUACAGGCCUCCUACCCACAGGUAGAGAUCAUCUGGCUCAUGACUAGAGCUUGGAACACAGGAAUAUACCAGUACAGCACUGGCAGAUACAAAGAAGCAGAGCAGUGGUGUGGCCUAGGAAUGCGCUUCCUGGGGCAUCUGGGAACCCUGAAGAGCAGCUAUGAGAGCCAGAUGACUGGCCUUUACAGUGAGGUACUGGACAAGCUAGACAACACAAAGAGAUUCCUUCCAAAGGAGGAGUAA
Gekko japonicus is the source of this 2709-nucleotide messenger RNA. It is a transcript of the gene TEX11, whose product is annotated as testis expressed 11. The record is from RefSeq and is a predicted model, not a curated record. The coding region runs from base 1 to 2709 and encodes 902 amino acids. Gene Ontology annotation, molecular function: protein binding. NCBI's taxonomy places the organism in Eukaryota, Metazoa, Chordata, Lepidosauria, Squamata, Gekkonidae. The transcript is spliced from 28 exons. Gene Ontology annotation, cellular component: central element. Gene Ontology annotation, biological process: synaptonemal complex assembly; reciprocal meiotic recombination; meiotic cell cycle.